AUGGCAAGCACACUAUCUCUGUCUCGUAUGUCGUCUGGUCUCUUCCUCCUUGGAGCAAGCGAGCAAGGGAUUGCCCUAUUCUUACUACUUCACUUCGCACACCCCUUCGACACCACCUUCAAUGACACCAACCUUAGACCCACUCCUACAACACUCUACUCCCCACCCGCGUUUGCCCACCCACCCAACUUCUCCUCCCCCUCCCCCUCCCUCAACGCCACAAGUCCCAAGCCAAGCCUUCUCAGGCCUAGCCACAUCUGCUCUCUUCCAUGGAUAGACCCUCUAUUAAACACUGGAACGUUGCGAGUCAAACGCCGCUCGCUCGCGGAAAGAAAAGCGGCACGGACCGAAAAGGCGACUGGCCGACUUGGUAAGCUCUGUAGUCAACCACGCCGCAACCGCGCAUGCAUGGCGUUGCGUUGGGAUCCUGCGGGAUUUGCGGCACAACUAUAA
Molecule: messenger RNA, 453 nt
Organism: Alternaria burnsii
Lineage: Eukaryota; Fungi; Ascomycota; Dothideomycetes; Pleosporales; Pleosporaceae
Exons: 2
Coding region: 1-453 (150 amino acids)
Source: RefSeq, a predicted model, not a curated record